AUGAAUUACAAGCCGAAUUUGAAGAUGGACAGUACCUCUGGAUCAUUUAAAAAACAAGAAUAAACUUUAUCUUUAGAAAGCACUCAAAAGUCAGAUUUUUCAGCCAUCAAUUCGAAACCCAAUUUUGCCAGCAAACCAUCCUUCAAUAUUCGCAACCGUUCCACUCAACCAUAAGAAUAGGAACCUUAGUUAACAAGCACUAAAGAAGAUUUCUUUAAAACAGGCUCAUUUUAAGAGAAGGUACCUCUUAAAGAUAGAAUCUAACGAUCAGACGAAAAGAAAAAUACUGCCCCUCUUAAUCAAGGACUCUAUUUACCUGGACAAGAGGAGCUUUUUAGGAAACAAAUCCAAGUUGAAAAGAAGGAAGUUUAGCAAGCUUAAGUUUAAUAGGUUAAACAAACUUAAUCAGAUUCCUAUAUGCCAUCGAUUGGUAAUUAGAAUAAGCGAGAAGCAGCAUUAUUAGGUUCAAAAAAUGCCAUCGAAAAUAAAGUAGCAGUUGCAGAUCAAACCAAAGUGCAAUAAUAACUUGAGGAAGCUGAACCAAUAGAAGAUCUAGAAUUAGUGCUUUGUCCUGAAGGAUGUGGAAGACAAUUUAAACAAGAUGUUCUGGAAAAGCACACUAAAGUGUGUAAACAGGUGUUUCAAUAGAAAAGACAAGAAUUCAAUUCCAAAUAGGCAAGAAUAGUCUCAAAUGAUUAAUAAAAAUUAAUGCGACAAGGGUAAAUAAAGGAGAAGCAAUAAUAAAAGAAAUAGGGUAAAGCUCCUCUUGAUCCAAAUUGGAAAAAACAAUCUGAAGAAUUGCGCAAUAUAAUAAAAGAAUAGAAGUAAUAGCAAUGA
Molecule: messenger RNA, 837 nt
Organism: Paramecium tetraurelia
Lineage: Eukaryota; Ciliophora; Oligohymenophorea; Peniculida; Parameciidae
Exons: 2
Source: RefSeq, a predicted model, not a curated record